CUACCUCAAUUCAUCACUCUUCACAUGAUUCCACCACUUUUUUUUUUCUUUUUUUUUCUUUUUUAUUCUGUUGCUGAUGGUCAGCAGGUGUCCGUCCAUCUUUUUCAAGCGCUCACUCCUUCCCAUUUUUGAAUUUCCAUCAGUCACAGAGUGACGACAUCGUCUUCAGCGCUUUUCCCCACCACUUCCUAUGUCGAUUUGGUGGUGGGCGACGUAGUUUGGGGCUUUUUUCUUUGUGUUUGGUUUGGGAUGGCUUCGCUGGCGGCUUCGGUUCGUUGCUCUCAGUUUUCUUCUCUGGGCUUGAAUGCGAAGAGAAUUUCGCGUAAUUAUGGACUGCCCAGGACUCCAUCACUUGUUUCUGCGAGUCCCUUCUCGGCGCUGCCGGAGAUUCGAGUGUCUGCGGCUCCGGUUCAAUUCUCCGGCAAUGCUUUGAAAUUUGCUGGUUGGGAUCCUCUGCUGAGGCGGCAAGGUGGCGCCGGAGUAAAACUUCCUGUUCCGGCGGCUGCAGCUGCGGAUGCCGAUGGUGUUACAAAGCCUUCAAAGAGCUUUGCAGAGAAAUUCCCCGUCCUGGUCACCGGAUUCUUUUUCUUUAUGUGGUACUUCUUGAAUGUAAUUUUCAACAUACUUAACAAGAAGGUUUAUAAUUAUUUCCCAUACCCAUACUUUGUUUCUCUUAUACAUCUCCUUGUGGGCGUGGCCUACUGUCUUGUCAGUUGGGCUGUUGGUUUACCAAAACGAGCUCCGAUGGAUAAGGAGCUCCUGCUGCUCCUCACUCCUGUUGCACUCUGCCAUGCCCUUGGACAUGUUAUGUCUAAUGUGUCAUUUGCAGCGGUGGCUGUGUCAUUUACCCACACUAUCAAAGCCCUGGAGCCAUUUUUCAAUGCUGCUGCUUCUCAGUUUGUUUUAGGCCAUCAAAUUCCCUUUUCCCUCUGGCUGUCAUUGGCCCCUGUUGUUAUUGGCGUAUCAAUGGCAUCUCUGACUGAACUUUCUUUUAACUGGACUGGCUUCAUUAGUGCAAUGAUUUCAAAUAUUGCAUUUACCUACAGAAGUAUAUAUUCAAAGAAAGCAAUGACGGGAAUGGACAGCACAAAUGUAUAUGCAUACACUUCAAUAAUCGCCCUCCUGUUUUGCAUCCCACCGGCAGUACUGAUUGAGGGGCCUCAGCUGAUGCAGUAUGGUUUCAGGGAUGCAAUUGCUAAAGUCGGUCUAACCAAAUUUUUGUCUGAUCUAUUUUGGAUUGGAAUGUUUUACCAUCUGUACAAUCAGCUUGCUACCAACACCUUGGAACGGGUUGCGCCGCUUACACAUGCAGUUGGAAAUGUGUUGAAGCGAGUUUUUGUCAUUGGAUUCUCCAUUGUUAUAUUCGGGAACAAAAUCUCUAGGCAGACUGGGAUUGGAACUGCAAUAGCCAUUGCUGGUGUUGCCAUUUACUCCCUCAUAAAGGCAAACAUUGAAGAGCAAAAACGGGUAAGAUUUUAUCACAUGGCUGAGCACUUUUACCUUAAAAGGUAUUUUUAAAGAAAAAUUAUGGGUUCAUACAAAAAGUUAGAAAAUACCUUUUUUUUAUUAGUUCUUUACAAAAUAUUUAAAGGAUGUUUGAUAAUGAUUUUAAAAAGUGUUUUUAGACUUUUUAAUAUGGAGAAUUUUAAUCUUUUUAAGUACUAAAAAUACCUCAUAGAAUUGUUAUUAAGCACGUUUUAAGAGUACGUUUGAUAGUAAUUUUAAAAAAUGUUUUUAAUAUUUUAAUACUUAAAAUUUUUUAUCUUUUAAAUAUUAAAAGAAUUAAAAAUAUUUUCUAAAAUUACUACCAAACACAUUCUUAAUAAAUAAGUAUUUCAGAAACACUUUUAAAGAAAACACUUCUACUAAUAGUGUGUUUGAUAGUGAUUUUAGAAAACGUUUUUAAACUUUCUAACACUUGAAUGAUAAAAAUUUUUCAAGUGUUAAAAAUGUUAUAAAUGUUUCCUAAAAUCAAUAUCAAACGGGCUUUAAAUGUGCAUCUAAUAGCGUUUUUAUUCAAAAUAUUUUUAGUGAAAGUGUUUUCUCUAUAAAAUCACUUAUCAAAUAUUUUUCUUAAAAACAUUAUAAGUAAUUUUUAAAAAUUUUAAAAAUAUUACUUAAAUUUUGUUUAAUACUUUUUUUUUUUCGAGAAUACUCUUUAAACUAAAAACACUUUAUAAAAUCAUUACUAAAUGACUCUAAAUAACCCUUUAAAAAAAACCACUAUCAAUUGCACUCUUUCCAUUUUCAUAUGUUCCUAGAAUAUGGUUUGCUCUUAUUGUUACCCAUGAGUCUCUCCCCUUUAAAUAAAGAACCAAGCUCUUCCCUUGAAAUAAAGAUUAGGCUUGAAAUGCAUGGACAAAGUCUCAUUUUUAAAAUAUUUUAUUUUAAAAUAUUCUAUUUUUUUUU
Messenger RNA from Vitis vinifera (wine grape), 2409 nucleotides. RefSeq names its product triose phosphate/phosphate translocator, chloroplastic. Gene Ontology annotation, biological process: transmembrane transport. The record is from RefSeq and is a predicted model, not a curated record. Gene Ontology annotation, molecular function: antiporter activity. Bases 250 to 1518 code for a protein of 422 amino acids. The transcript has 12 exons. Lineage: Eukaryota; Viridiplantae; Streptophyta; Magnoliopsida; Vitales; Vitaceae. Gene Ontology annotation, cellular component: Golgi apparatus; membrane.